CGCGACUUCGACCCGUCCACCGCUUCCCUAGAAAGACAUCAGCACAUCCAUCCCUCAACAUUGAUGCUCGUAUCCGAGACGAGAGUCACUUUCCUCACCAGAGGUCAUCGUUUGCGAUCUCCAACGGCGUCGCAACUCUAAACCCGACCUCAGCCAUACACCUCACCUCACCUCACUUCUCCUUCCCCCGACUCGCCGGUCUGUCAUGACGUUGCUGGUCGUCAAGCAACGCCGACGAUUUCCAAAUGCGUCGUUUACCGUUGUGGUCUCUCUCCUGCUAUGCGUCGUGUCCAGCAUACUUGGCUGUGCCGCCAUCGUAGCCAGCUCUACCUCAGAGCAUGACGCGUCGAGCAGCACUACAAGCUACAACUUGAUCGACGUCUUGGCAGACUCCACCGAGCACACGCUGCUACUGCGCAUGUUGCAGCGGACCAGGCUCCUUCCUACGCUCAACCGCUUGAUGGAGUUCGACGAUGGCCGAGGGCUGACGAUCUUCGCACCGACUGACGAGGCUAUCGAACGCAAGCGGGAUGCUGAGCAAGCCAAACGAUUGGCAUUCGCGCACAGUCUCGAUUUCCAAGCGACAGAGCAGAUGUACGAGGACGAGGAUGGCAUAGAGCUGCUCAGUCCUGCUUGGGCAUAUCCACGCUCUGCAAAGAGUGUUUGGGAGUGGGCUGUUGAUAUGGCGACGCACGACUCGGAGCAAGAGGGGCUCUCACCACCGCACCCAGCCAUGAGCGGAGCCGAGCUGCAUUUACCCGUCACUGGCUCUUCGGGCACAGGCCAAGCAUGGUUGAGGGUCGACAACAUCGAAGCUGCCCUGCGUGCUCAGCUUCUCUACCACAUGAUCAACUAUACAUUGCCUCUCGAUGUGUCCGAGGGGAUUGUAGUGGCACGGGAUGCUGCCACAUUCGAGGACACCAAGGGUGCAGCACAAAUGCUAGAGACACUUCAUCGCCCCUCAAGCACCACAGUACACACUCGACCUGGUACAGUGCCGCACCCACCUUCCAGCCCCGGCUCAGAGGACAACGGUUGGCUGCUGGGCGGCGAGGGACAGCGGUUGAGGAUGGCUAAGCGGGCCGAAAAGGGAGAGCAGGACUCAUUGUGGGUCGGCACGGACGUUAAUGGAAAGGAGGGCGGUGCGAGAGUGGUCAACACAAAUCGCAAUAGCACCGCGGGUGUCAUAUUCUCCAUUGAUGGUGUCCUGGAGCUUCCGCCAGAUUUCGAGACGCUACUGUCCGCGCAUCCUGCGCUCCAGCACCUCACAAAUCUCAGCAGUGCUGCGCUGCUCAGCACUCUUUCCGAAGCACCUCACACCACCUUUUUCUUACCCAAUGCUGCAGCUUUCGACAAGCUCUCGGAGCUGGAGCGCACCUUUCUGACUGGCGCUACUGAUCUUGCAGCGCAGGACCGGGUCAAGCUGAUCGGCUGGCACAUGAGCGGCAUAGGUGUGGGCGAAGGUCGGAUUGGGUAUGCUGAACGACUUAGGGAGUCCGGGACGAACAUCACAACCAUCCUAGGCGGGCAAGUUCCCGUCAGUACGGCAAGCAAUGGAACCGUCACGGUCGGAAAUGCAAGACUAGUCGAAGAAGAUAUCCUGAUCGAGAAUGGUGUCGUGCACAUCGUGGAUGAUCUUCUGCUGCCAGGAGGAACAUUUGGCAUGAAUAUCGAGCGCACACUGCUGGCUCUCAACUGCACUCGCUUUGUCAGCCUCGUCCACAAUGCAGGUCUGUCGGCAUACAUCGACAAUGACAUUCGCGAUCCAGAUGGAGAGGGCACGAAUGCCACCUGGACAUUCAUGGCUCCUCGCGACGAUGUGCUGGAUGAGUGGAUCGAGCGCGGUGCCCCUACCGACGGCAGCAGUGGCGUGGUGGACGCUGAGUACGCUGAGCAGCGGUGGGGAGUGCCCAGCCAGUCAGCUACAUUGCGUCUCGACAAAGACCAUGCACUACAAGCCGGGAUCAACGGGACGAAGCUGGAAGAAUUGCUGCGAUACCAUAUCGCCCCUGGACGACUGACCCCGAAAUCUUUGCAAGACGGAAUGCUCAUCGGAACCGAGCUUCGGGAUUGGAAGCUCAAGUUCGGAAGACAACGCGUCGCUGUCGAAGUAGCCGAAGAUCCGCGCCAAGAGAAGGAUCGUCAAGGCAACGGUGAUGUGGCUUUUGGGGACGCGAAUGUCAUUGCGAAGCCGGUCGAGGUAGGAGGCAGCAUCAUCUACCUCAUUUCGCAGCUGCUCCAAGUUCCGCUCAAUCCGAUCCAAACGGCCGUCUCAUCCUUGACUCUGUCGACGUUCGUCGCAACCGUAUUCAGCGCCGAGUUGGACAAGCCCAUCAAGAGAGCUCCAGGAAUCACUUAUUUUGUGCCUCACAACGACGCCUUUUCUGCCCUCGGCUUGGCCAUGAACUACCUCUUGCUUCCGCGUGAGGGACCUCGCGCAGAAUUGCGCUCGGUGGUCGAAUAUCACGCUGUAGACCGAGUCGUCUACGUGCAGGAUUUUGUGAAAGGGGCAAAAAAGUAUCCCACGCUUGAAGGUAGCCCUAUCUGGGCCGGACAGUCGGAGAAUGGCACUAUCGAGGUUCGACGAGGGACGGAAGGGCGCGAUGCGAGGGUGCUGCAGGGUGAUCUUCUCACUAGCACUGGCGUCUUGCACGAGAUCGACCAAGUCGAGCUACCUCCCACGCUAGACCUGACAAUUCGCAAGCUGAUGACAGGUGCUAAGGCGCAGACGAUGAUGAGCCUCAUUGAAGAAGCUGGCUACGGUUGGAUACUCAACGGCACAGCCCCGAAAAGCCCUGAAGCAGCUGCAGAGCUCGAACGCAACUCUGCUGCUGUGCAAGGAAACAAGGGCAAGAAAGGAGAACGCAAGCGUCAUCGCAAGAGACACAACCUCUUCGCUGAUGGUGGUCAAUCUUAUGUGGUGCUUGUCCCGACCGAUGCGGCAUUUGCCAGAGUCAAUUUGACCUACUACUUGGAAGACCGCGAAGCCUUGAGGGAGCUUGUGCAACUGCACAUCAUCCCCUCUCCCGCGGACGUCAUCUUGCCAGGAGGAACAUCAGACCGACUACCCAUCGCGCUAAGCAACGACUUUGGCUUUACGUCUUUGCUCGAUCGAAGUCUGGGUGGAGCUAGCAGGUACGGCAAGCUAGGCUUCAGAAAGGAAAAGCACGCAGAGAAGAAUGAUGAUGGAGGUGCUCCGGAUCUGAACAAGGGCCUAGGCUGGGUCGUGGGUGUGCAAGGCUCGCGUGGCAACGACCAUAGACAGCAUUCUGCCAAUGUCCUCAGCUUUGGCAGAGAGUCCUUGUCAUCCACCAGAGCGGAUGCUGAUUUGGCUCAAGCAAAAGAUAGGCUCAAGGGCUUGUUGCGCAAGAGAAGAGGACGAAGCCGACUGCCUACGCCCAUCGAGGGACAGGAGGAAUGGAAUUCUCGCAGCAUUGGCGGAGUCCUGACUCUCGACGCUGUACUGCAACCUUACGAGCCUGGGUGGUUUUAUAGUUGGGGCUGGAUCGUGCUGACCGUCAUCAUGGUGGGCUUUGUUCUGACUGGGAUGGGAUUCGGAUUGUGGAGAUGGUGGCAUCGCGACGGUCGCAUUCGCUUACCCGACGCCCUUGAGGGCGAAGAAGACUGAUUCGGCAGGAAGCAAGCCGCAUGGCCUCCGUUUUGUAAAGGGUCUGUUUCGUUUUCAACUUUCACUACCUAAUGUACAGUAUUCGAAUUCUCCCGCUAUUUCAACAUCACAUCAAAUGUAAUUGACUCCACAUCUCAUCAGCGAAUCAGGC
Ceraceosorus guamensis is the source of this 3779-nucleotide messenger RNA. RefSeq lists its product as hypothetical. Gene Ontology annotation, cellular component: fungal-type vacuole membrane. The transcript has 6 exons. Bases 206 to 3628 code for a protein of 1140 amino acids. The record is from RefSeq and is a predicted model, not a curated record. Lineage: Eukaryota; Fungi; Basidiomycota; Exobasidiomycetes; Ceraceosorales; Ceraceosoraceae. Gene Ontology annotation, biological process: macroautophagy.